AAGCGGAAGCGGAACAAGAAUCGCGAGGCCAAGGUCAAGUCCGUCGAGCCGCCCGUCGUCAUCCCCGACGAGACCGUCGCCGUCGGCGCCCUCGCCGAGAAGCUCGACAAGUCGGGCGCGGAAGUCGUCAAGGUGCUCAUGCUGAAGAUGGGCGUUUUGGCGUCCGUGACCCAGAACAUCGACGGCGGCACCGCGCGGAAAGUCGCCGAGGAGCUCGGCAAGACCUGGGAGCAGCUGUCGGCGAUGGACUACGGCGCCGCGCUGGACGACGACGACGCGGCCUCCCAGCUGCCGCGCGCGCCCGUGAUCACGAUCAUGGGCCACGUCGACCACGGGAAGACGAGUUUGCUCGAUGCCCUGCGCCUGACGAACGUCGCCGAGGGCGAGACGGGCGGCAUCACCCAGGGCGUCGGCGCGUACCAGAUCGACGUCCGCGACGACCAGUCCGUGACGUUCAUCGACACGCCGGGCCACGCGGCCUUUAGCGAGAUGCGCGAGCGCGGGGCCAACGUGACGGACAUCGUCGUGCUCGUGGUCGCCGCGGACGACGGCGUCAAGGAGCAGACCGUGGACUCCAUCGCGUGCGCCAAGGCGGCGCGGGUGCCGGUGGUCGUGGCGGUGAACAAGAUCGACGUCGAGGGCGCGGACCCGACGCGCGUGGAGAACGAGUUGAUGUCCUACGAUUUGGUGCCCGAGGAGAACGGCGGCGAGACGCUGUUCGCUCGGGUGUCGGCGCGCGAGAAGCUGGGGCUGGACGAUUUGCUCGACAAGCUCUUGCUGCAGGCGGACCUGCUGGAUCUGCGGGCGAACCCGGACCGGUCGGCGACGGGCAUCGUCGUCGAGGCGGGCGUCAAGAAGGGCCUCGGCGUCACGGCGACGACGCUCAUCCAGCGCGGCACGCUCCGCGUCGGCGACUGCUUCUGCGCCGGCGCCGCCUGGGGCAAGGCGCGCGCGCUCCUGGACGAGCGCGGCGACGCCGUCGACGCGGCGACGCCGUCGACGCCCGUGCAGCUCGUCGGCUGGCAGUCGGGCGCGGACACGGUGCCUUUGGCGGGCGACUACCUCCAGGUGGUCCCCGACGAGCAGACGGCGCGCAAGCUCAGCGAGGCGCGCGCGGAGCUCGCGGCGCAGCAGCGCGGCGCGAAGCUCCGCGACGCGACGGCGUCCGCGUUCCUCAACCACGUGCAGUCGUUCGGCGGCGAGGGCGCGAAGGAGGAGCGCAAGUUCACGGUGCUCAUCAAGGGCGACACGGCGGGCUCCGUCGAGGCGCUCACGAGCUCCCUGGAGGCCCUGGACAUCCAGGACGACGUGUCGCGGGUGAAGGCGACGGUGGUCUUCUCGGGCGUCGGCGACGUCACGAAGUCGGACGUCGCCGUCGCGUCCGUCUCCGGCGCCUACGUCAUCGCCUUCAACGUGGCGUCCAACGCCGCCGCCAUCGAGGAGGAGCGGCGGCUGUCGGGGGCCGUGCGCACGCGCUACUACGGCAUCGUCUACGACGUCUUGGACGACGUCGAGGCGCGCAUGCGCAAGGUCCUGUCGCCGACGCCCGACGGCGAGCUCGUCGGCACGGCCACGGUCAAGCAGCUCUUCGACAUCGGCAAGCUCGGCAAGGUCGCCGGCUGCGGCGUCGACACGGGCUACAUCCGCCGCCAGGCGAACGUCCGCGUCAUGGCGGGCGACACGAUCAAGUUCCAGGGCAAGCUCCGCACGCUCCGCAACGUCAAGGUCGACGUCGACAAGAUCGAGGCCCCCAACGACUGCGGCCUCUCCUUCAAGGACUGGGAGGACGUCGAGGUCGGCGACGUCGUCGAGUGCUAC
Molecule: messenger RNA, 1818 nt
Organism: Aureococcus anophagefferens
Lineage: Eukaryota; Pelagophyceae; Pelagomonadales; Pelagomonadaceae
Exons: 2
Biological process (GO): translational initiation
Molecular function (GO): GTP binding; translation initiation factor activity; GTPase activity
Source: RefSeq, a predicted model, not a curated record